AUGUCCGAAGCUUUAAAGCCGUUGACCAGCUUUAAGAACACUGGUCAUCAGUCGCCUCUUCGGUUUCCCUUCUUCAGCUACGUGAAGUUCCACAGAUUUCGCCCAAGCAAGAAACUUCCAGCAAUGAAGAUCUUUGUGUGUUUGUUCGCCGCACUUGUUGCCACCAGCUCCGCAGGCAUCAUUGGUGGUGGUGGUGGUGGUGGCGGCGGCGGUGGUGGAGGUUACAGUUAUGGCAUCGGCAGCGACGGCGGCGGCGGUGGUGGUCAUGGCCAUGGACAUACUGAGGUGCGCACCGUCAAGGUCAUUCACGAAGGCAGCUAUGGUGGUCAUGGCGGUGGUCAUGGCGGCGGUUAUGGCGGCGGUUAUGGCGGCGGUUAUGGCGGUGGUCAUGGUCAUGGCGGUCACGAGGUGAAGACCAUCAAAGUUGUUCACCAGGAAGCACCAGCUUAUCAUGGCCAUGGUGGCCAUCAUCAGGAGGUGAAAACCAUUAAAGUCAUCCACCAGGAAGCGCCAGCUGUUCAUCACAGCUUUGGUGGUCACCAGGAGGUCAAGACUGUGAAGGUUAUUCAUCAGGAUGGCGGCUAUGCUUUGGGCGGCGGCGGUUACACCGGCGGAUUCUCUCAUGGUGGUGGACACGAUAUUGGCCAUGCCCACCAAGAGGUCAAGACCGUUAAAGUUAUUCACGAGGAGGCACCAGUUGCUCAUCACAGCUUCGGCGGUCACCAGGAGGUCAAGACUGUGAAAGUCAUUCACGAGGAUGGCGGCUAUGCUCUGGGCGGCGGUGGUGGCUACACUGGUGGCUUCUCCCACGGCGGUGGCGACAUUGGCUACGGUGGCGGUCAUGCCCACCAAGAAGUGAAAACCGUUAAGGUUAUUCAUGAGGAGGCUCCAGCGGCUCAUCAUGACUUCUCGCACGGAGGCGGCCACCAGGAGGUUAAGACUGUCAAGGUUAUUCAUGAGAAUGGCGGCUAUGCUUUGGGCGUCGCCCCAGCGCCCGUUGCCGCCCACAACGAGUACCUGCCCCCAGCUGUCUCAGCUCCCCAGCCCGGUUACCUGCCCCCCGUCGGUGGCUGGAAGUAA
Molecule: messenger RNA, 1080 nt
Organism: Drosophila novamexicana
Lineage: Eukaryota; Metazoa; Arthropoda; Insecta; Diptera; Drosophilidae
Product: glycine-rich cell wall structural protein 1.8
Source: RefSeq, a predicted model, not a curated record